Linum trigynum is the source of this 2424-nucleotide messenger RNA. The record is from the annotation of a GenBank genome assembly. Lineage: Eukaryota; Viridiplantae; Streptophyta; Magnoliopsida; Malpighiales; Linaceae.
GUCUCUUUGAGUAUUCCAUCCUCUUCGAUCUCCACGUUUGUAACUCCCCUUGGAGCUGGGGUGAUACCGGACAGAUCAAACUUUCCUAGCUAGAUGCAACCUUGGUCAGGGGUUUUGCAUCCCUCCCACUCAAAACCUCUCUCUAUGUAUUUCGAUCUCUCUGUAUUUCAAUCACUCUCUGUAUUUCGAUCUCCAUCUCUUUGUUGCAUUCCUUUUCCAAGGAUUGUAUCGAGCUAGGAAAGUUUGUUCUCCUUGCUUUCUUCCUUAGAGAUCGAUGAGGUGGAAUACUCAAUGUGACGUCAAGGUAGAUGAUCCCUGGAGCAUUUCAAUCACGUCUAAACCAUCAUGAUCAGUCAGAACCAUGUCAAUGCUCUACACAAACCAAUUGCUGGAGAUAAUAGAAAGCAGCAACAGCCUCGCAUUACCAAUUACAACCCUAGCGGUACCAAAGACAGUACAGGCUACAGCUUAUACCAGCUUCAGCUCCUCAUUACCUAAACAUAAUCAACAGACUACCAGCGUACCAGCGAAAAAUCUCAGAUCCAAUCGCAUGGCUUAAGCAAAUCAUAAAGAGUUGAAAAGAGCAGAAUGAGUGGGGAAGGGAUGAUAAGGAACUGACCACUCAGGAGCAUUCUAAUCACAAUUAGGAAUUCAAAACCCUAAUUCAGACCAACCAGGAGCAUUCUAAUCACAAUUAGGAAUUCAAAACCCUAAUUCAGACCAACCUUGGGCAACUAAACCCUAAAAAAUGCAAGAAACCAGAGAAGAUGGCCGCUGUGGUUAAGAAGAACUCACGAAGUGGAACAGAGGGCAGAGACUCGUGGGGAAAUGGUCGCCGUCGCCGCUGAACCUUGGAGCAGUUACCAGAGGAGUCGUGGGGAAGUGGUCGGCGGCGGAAGAAUCUUCGAGGGCGAGCGAGCGAGUGCGACCGAUCGAGGGCGAUGGCGAGCGAGUGAGGGCGAGGCUUGGGGGGUCGAAGUGCGAUGGCGAGCGAGUGAGAACAGAGGGAGUACAGGGUUGGGGGUCGGGGGAGAAGAGGCUUGGGGAGAAGAGGGUUCGGGGUCGAAGUAAAACAGAGGGUUGGGGGUCGGGUUCAAGUAGAAAAGAGGAAUUUAAAACAGGGUGUUUCCAAUUUGCUGCAUUCCAUCUCACGGUUUUUCUCCCGGGCGGGAUAUAAACCGUGAAACUCCCUGUCCGUUACAAUUUUUUUAAAAACAUUCUAACGGCUUUUUUUCCCGGGCGGGAUAUAACCCGUGAAACCCCCUGGAAGUUACAAAUUUUAAAAAGAAUUCUAACGGCAUAUCUCCCGGCCGUGAGGUUCCAGUUAUGAGGCGUGGUUUUGGGUUUCAACUGUGACCAUCUCACGGGUUUAUCUCACGCCCGUGAGAUUAACAGAUGAGCCGUGAGAAGUUCAGCAUUUCAAUUGCACAAACACGGCUCAUCUCACGGCCGUGAUACUGGCGAGACCAACCCGUGAAACCCCCUGGAAGUCCCCCCCCUUUUUCAAAAAAAUCUAACGGCUCAUCUCACGGCUUAUUGUCCCGGGCGGGAUAUAACCCGUGAAACCCCCUGGAAGUUACAAAUUUUAAAAAGAAUUCUAACGGCAUAUCUCCCGGCCGUGAGGUUCCAGUUAUGAGGCGUGGUUUAGGGUUUCAACUGUGACCAUCUCACGGCCUCUCUCACGGUUACUCUCACGGCCGUGAUAUUUUCAAAAUUUCAAAUCCAAAAAUCACGCAUGCUUUCACGGCCGUGAGAUUUCCGGAAUUGGCCUGCACAGACAUUCAUAAUAUACUGUUUUUGAAAACUACAAGCUUAUGAAAAGAUGAGUCAUAAUGUUCUUUGAAGCUAGACACAAGCAUUACAUAGAUCCAUUCAAUGUCACUAGAUACUAACUUGUACAAAACAAACAUGACAAGAUGAAACAUAAUGUUGUUUGAAGCCGAACACCAGCAUUACAGGUUGUGCUUGGAUCGUUUGGGAAGUAGAACAGAUUCUUGAGUCUCCACAUGAAAGCUGCUUUCACCUGCUCCUAUGGACUCGAAGUUGUAUUCUUGUUGCGUGAAAUGACUAUCACCUGCACCUGCUUCAGCCAUUCUUUUCAGCGGACAAUUUCUGAUUGUAUGUUUAGGACGCCUACAAUACUUGCACAACCGUGUUUUCACUUGAGGUUGCUUCACAUUCCCUUUACUUCGAACUGGAUGGGGGUCCUUAAUAAACUGAGAGGAGUUCACUCCAGCAUCCGUAGUAGCAUUAUUUGUUUUGUUGGUUGUUUCUUCACUUAUUGUCUUCACUCGCAAGGUCAAGUCUUCAAUCAACCCUUUGGCAGUAUGAAAUGCUUCAUCCGAACUCACAGCAUAAUGGCACAUUCUACUACAUUGACCAACCAAGAAUCCAAACCUGUCCAAAUAAACAAGCAAUUUUGUA